This is a messenger RNA of Alosa alosa (allis shad), 1083 nucleotides long. RefSeq names its product mast cell protease 1A-like. The transcript is spliced from 5 exons. Gene Ontology annotation, biological process: proteolysis. The coding region runs from base 31 to 822 and encodes 263 amino acids. Lineage: Eukaryota; Metazoa; Chordata; Actinopteri; Clupeiformes; Clupeidae. The record is from RefSeq and is a predicted model, not a curated record. Gene Ontology annotation, molecular function: serine-type endopeptidase activity.
GUGUGUGUGAGUCUUUCUCAGCGGUGAAGAAUGCUGUUGCUUCUACUUCUCUCUCAUCUCUCAUUCUCAGGUGCUGUGCAGAGUGGCAUCUUUGGUGGUCGUAUGGCCAAGCCCCACUCCAGACCCUACAUGGCCUCACUGCAGAAUGGAGGACAACACGUAUGUGGAGGGGUGCUGAUCAGCAAGGACUUUGUACUGACUGCUGCACACUGUCUUAAUUACAGGCCAUUAACAGUAGUGCUGGGAGCCCACAACAUCAGUAAGAAGGAGUACACACAUCAACAGCACAUUGGUAUCUGUGUCUACAUCCCUCACCCAAACUACCCUGAAGAAAAGCUUCCCAAUACCGACCCCAGGACUCGAGAACACGACAUCAUGCUGCUGAAGCUGAAGACCAAUGCUCAGCUGAACGAGGCUGUGAAGGUGCUGGAGCUCCCUAGGAAUACUGAGAAGAUCCCACAAGGUGCGAUGUGUGAGGUAGCUGGGUGGGGGGUCAGAGUCCCUGGACAAGGAGCAGAGAGUGUCCUGUAUGAAUCUACAGUCACGCUGGACGAUGUCAAGAAAUGCAAAAGGGCAUGGAAGAAGUACUUUAACCCCUUCCAGAUGACCUGCAGCAAAUCAGAUGGAAAAGAUGGAGUCUGUCAGGGUGAUUCUGGAGGUCCUCUUAUCUGUGCAAAGGGCAAGUCCAAGGUCCUGUAUGGAGUCACAGCCUACACAGGUGCACCAUGCGACACCCCAGAAUACCCAGAAGUCUACACAAGAGUGCCCCACUUCCUGCCCUGGAUUGAAAAUGUUCUUGAUGUGAAUGAUGCUCAGGAUUGAGGGUUCCAUCAGGUGUCAUAUGAUUGAAUGAAAUAACAUUACAGUAAAUAGCUAGAGUCCUAGAACACUUGAUAUGACUGGAAAACAACUAUCAAUUUGUAUUAUUUGUUUCUUUUUCUAUGAACUUCUUUUGUCAUAUAGCAGCUUGUUCUGGAGGUAAUUUGUGCUGAUAUCUGUUCUUUCCUGUCAGUAUGACGUAGCACAUCAGCUCUCCAGCCUUCAGCAUGACAUACAAUAUGACAUGAACCAUAUGAAUGACAA